Molecule: messenger RNA, 5894 nt
Organism: Cygnus olor (mute swan)
Lineage: Eukaryota; Metazoa; Chordata; Aves; Anseriformes; Anatidae
Product: acyl-CoA (8-3)-desaturase-like
Biological process (GO): lipid metabolic process
Cellular component (GO): membrane
Molecular function (GO): oxidoreductase activity, acting on paired donors, with oxidation of a pair of donors resulting in the reduction of molecular oxygen to two molecules of water
Source: RefSeq, a predicted model, not a curated record
GUCUUCUGUGUAGGCAGGAGACACUUGUGCGUGGCAGGCUUGUGAGUCUGUCUCACGGAGGGUAGAGUAUGUUUCCAACCAGUCAAUUUCCCUUUCUGACUCCUUGAUGCUCCUCAGCCUACUCACCUCCUCCCGAAGCUCCGCCACCAGGCCAAGCAAUUCUUCAACCAGGGCACACCUCCACCAGGCAUUCCCCCUGCUGCUGCUGUCAGACACCGACAAAGACUCGGGCACACCCUGCAGCCCAAGACCUGGACAGCUGCGUGUUUCCCCAAGACCUCCAUCUUGUCACAUUGGUGACUGCUGGAGAGGCUGCAAGAGAUGUCGAGGCCAUGGUUUUCUGUCUGGAUACCAUGGCCAGCACCUACUGCUUGUACCUUCCUCAAAAGCACCCAAGGGUGGUCAUUUCAGAAUAAAAAAUAAAAUACCAGAUAUUAAGCGAUUCCUGAAUCUGAAGUAGGGCAAUAUUUCAUGUAUUGUGGGCUUAGUUUUUUCCUGGGUUAGCUGCAAAAAUGAUGUGACUCCAUUGGAAAGCACAGCCUUACUUUUCAAUUACCAUCAGAAAGCAGGGCCUUUACCUACUUAUCACAGCUGAUAAUUCUUACCUCUUAGUAUAUGCCAGAUCAUCUCUGAACAGCAGAGAUAUUUCAGGUUUGGUUCCACAAGACUUAAGGUGUCAUUUUCCACAGGACUUACAGUGUCAUUAAACAGAGUUUUAGAAGCUCCAAAUCUACAGACAGACUUGGUGUAGGAGUUGUUUAGUCUCAACCCCAAUAUCUGUUGUUUACUUAUGAAUUAUUUGAAUAAUGAGAUGAUUGAGUAACUGGAGUAUACACAGGACACCCUGAGAACAAUUGUAUACAAAGUGGUGUUAAUAUGCAAUCUAACAUAACUGAAUACUGAAUUGCAGUUGAUGAGAUAUGUUACCAGACUAUUUAGUGGUAACAUUUGGCUUACCACACAGGCUCCCUUACGCUAUGGCUGUAUGGACAUAUUUGUCCCAUAGACAUAUCUAUGACAUAUUUGGCUAUGGCAUUAUGAAGCUCCACAGUAAUCUGGUAAUGUAGGAUUUCUUGACAUUAAUGACAAAUUCAAGCAUUACAGGCUGCUGAUAGUGCUCCAGUUUUCUGAGAAGGUCAGAGAAUAUUUCCUGCAGAAGAGCAGCCAACAGUCUUCCUCAGAUUUCUCUUCUGGCUACCCCAUGUUCAAUCAACAAUAUGGAAAGAAGUUAGCGUUUACUUAUCCAGUUCCUAAUGCUCUAUGAGGAGGUCAUUAAUAUAUACAUAUUUCUGUUAUAUUGCCAUCUCAUUAACUGAAUAACAGACUUCCUACAUUAUCUUCCUAAAAGGUUUUCUGCUUAUGUAUAUUUGUCUUCCAUGAUGUAGCCUACAGGUCUUAUGAGUAAUCAGACCUUCCAAUGGCAACUAAGAAAAGGGCAAGAAGAAACAGCUUUUAUUAAGGGUGUGUCAGAGUCUGGUGCGAACAUGAAAGAGGAGGGAGCUAUGGAGGGGCGGGGAGUCACCAGCCCUAGAAGCACAGGGAGUGGUUACCAGUGGGACUGUAUAACGGGGUAGGCUGACAUGGUUCACCUGUCUGGACGCAGUGUGGCAAAGCUUAGACUAAUUAAUCUCAGUGCUGAUGCACAUCUGGCUGCGCAGAUGGCUCCACAGACUGGCUCCACUGAAAAGGAGACAAAACCCAUUUCAGCCUUUCCACAGCAGCUCACUUGGGAAGAGAUCAAAAUCCACAAUGGCCGUGGCCAAAGUCAGCAGCAGUGGCUGGUGAUUGACAAUGUUUACGAUGUCAGCACGUUUUCCAAACAGCCCCUGGAGGCAGCCGAGUUUAUUAGCCACUAUGCUGGGCAAGAUGCGACGGAUGCCUUUGUAGCAUUUCACAAUGACAAGGCUCUGGUGAGAAAAUACUUGAAAUCGCUGCUGAUCGGGGAGCUGGCACCAGAUCAACCCAGCUUUGAGUCUAAUAAAAAAAAGUCGCUUUUAGAGGACUUUCGUGAGCUGCGCUGCACUGUCGAGAAGAUGGGACUUCUGAAGCCAAAUUACACCUUUUUCUUCAUGAUUUUUCUUCACCUCCUGGUACUGGAUGCUGCAUCCUGGCUCAUGAUCUGGUACUUUGGGAUAUCCUUAGUGCCUUUCCUUGUUGGCAUGGCGUUCUUCACCAUUGCUCAGAUCCAGAUGGGCUGGUUCCAACAUGAUCUGGGACACUGCUCUGUCUUCAGGAAGCCUAAAUGGAAUCAUCUGCUGCAGAUCAUUGUGAUAAAUGUUCUGAAGGGGUUACCUGCUAGCUGGUGGAAUCAUCUGCACAACCAGCACCAUGCCAAACACUGCUUCCGCAAAGACCCUGAUCUCAAUAUGCACCCUCGUCUUGUUCAGCUUGGGAAAGACACUCUCAGUGGAGCUUGGAAAAAAAAAAGAAGAAGUUUCAUGCCUUAUAAUUAUCAGCAUAAAUAUUCAUCUGUUUUGGCUCCACUUGCCCUUGUAACCCUUCCUUCCAGCUGUCCUAUUCUACUUGCAAUCAAGAGGAAAAAGUGGUUGGAGCUGUUAUUGAUUGUGUCUUUCAACAUCCGAGUUUGUCUCAUGUAUGUUCCUUUAAUGGGAUUUAACAAUUGCAUGGUGUAUUACUGGAUGUCCAGGUAUCUAGAGAGUACAUUUAUUUGGGUCUCGCAGAUGAAUCACAUUCCAAUGAACAUUGAUUAUGAUAAGAACAAAGACUGGGUAUCUACUCAGCUCCAUGCAACGUGCAAUGUGAACCAAUCUCUGUUCAAUGACUGGUUCACUGGGCACUUGAACUUUCAAAUUGAACACCACCUUUUCCCCACAAUGCCUCGACAUAACUACUGGAAAGCAGCUCCUCUUGUGAAAGCCCUUUGUGACAAGCAUGGCAUUGAGUAUAAAAGCAAGACUUUACUCAGAGCCUUUGUAGAUAUUUUGCACUCACUGAAGGAGUCUGGGGAACACUGGCUUGAAGCCUAUCUGCAUGGAUAGAAACUGGCAGCUCUCAGAGGGAACCUCUUCACCAGACAGCUGCUGCAAAGAGUCAGUGAAGACAGAGUGUCUGUGGCUUUUGGCAUAGGAACUUGGGAGCUGGGCAAAGCUACUUUCAGAAAGAAAGGGGUGGGGAAUGGAUUAAAGAUGCCUUUUUUUCCUUGUUCUGAACCACAAUAAUUCUAUUUUGCGCUGCUCUCAAACUCAGCAUUCAGAGCCAUGUUAAAGUCGGCCUUUAAAUCUGGGAGAAGUAGCUCUUGAAUCAGCUUGGCCAAUUUACUGUGUAGGUGAGGGAUGAAAGCAGCCCAGCUUCUUGCUUAUGGGAAAAUUUAAAUGGAAAUUCAUAGUGGUGGCUUAGUGGCUCAGUGAAAAUGGAUAGGACAAAUCAAACUGCAGGAAGUCAGAACACAUUAGGAUGGGGGGUGAUCUUUAAAGGAUAUUCUAGAAUAGAUAAAAUAGGUAUACAAAAAGAACAAGAUGGUCCGGGGUAUGUUGCCAGCACUAGUGAUCACAUCUGCACUACUUGCUCUAACUAGUGAUUUUAGGUGUUAUAAAAUGUACUGUUCAUGAAUUGCAUAGGGAAGUAGAUAACUGGAUGCUAAGUUUUACACCUAAAAGAGCUAGUUUAAAUGCAGUCAAAAAUAAUACAUACUAUACAGACUUUUUGAUGUAUAAAUAUAUGUAUUUAAUUGAGUGGUGACUGCUGUCUGAUUAGCUUUCUGAUUUGAUGCUUUAUACAUUCUUGCUGAUGUUAGAGUACUUCUAAAACUCUUAGUUUCAGUAGACCAGCUCUGAAUGAGACUCAGGAACCUAGGCAUUGAGGAGUGGUUCCAGAUCACAAGGUUAUAUAGGGUCCUAUAUUUGCUUUUAUUGACUUUUAUAUGUAUUAAUUUUUAUCUAAAUACUUAUUUCCAAGUGAUUUCAAGGACAUAUGGGAAUCUGCAUACCUAGGCUGUUAGGCAACUAAGUUUCCUGUAUCCAAAAAAAAAAAAACAAAACCAAUUAAAUGAUACCUAUAAAUCAAACUCUCAUUCCAUGAAGGCCUUUCUGGUCCUCACAAAUUUUUCCUCUGCUUCAGCAUCCCCAGGAACCAGCUCCUUUCCUGGAACUAACUCAUAGGUUUUGUACCCUGUACUUAGCUGUUUGGCCCCAAGAAGGACCUAGCCCCUCCUUACUUAUGGUCCUGUGCAUUUUCUGCUAGCAGAAAGUGUAAUGACAGCCUGUGUGGAAAGCACAGUAGGUCUCUAAGAACAGCAGAAUUCUCCUAUUGGUUUGUGAGAGAGCCAACAAAAUGAAGAAGCUAGGAGGAGUAGGCCUGCAGUGGAGUAUCUUCACUGAAAGUCCUUUAAAGUUAUGGGAAAGGUAAACUGUGAAUGAGAAGACAGAGCUGAGAUGAAAUGGAGGAUGUAUGAAAGAACAGAGGAGAUGUGUGGACAUCAGUUAGUAGCAGGACAAAAACAAAAAGUUGAGUAAUGAUAACAUGGCUAUUUGGAAAAGCUAGAAUAAAGGAAAAAAGAGAAAUCUAAGAAUAACAAUAAAGUACCUCUUCGUGAUUCUUAGAUUGAUAGUCAGUAUCUGUUUUAGAAAGAGCAUAUGACCUGUGAUUAUUCUUGCUGACCUUGCAAAGGAAUUAUCGAAUGUCACUUUCUAAAAUGAGUUAUAACAAAUAUAGUCCAUUAUGAGACAACUGAGCCACACUAGCAGAACCUGUAUUGUAGUGUAUUUACCUAACUGACCUAAAACUGUGAAUGCAGUUUGUAAUGCCAAAUAAGUAGACAAUGUGCCUGCAAGAGCAAAGACCAAGUGGAAGAAAAGGAAUUCUUCUCUUCUGCCAUUCAAAUCCAGAACUCUGUGCCUCAGGCUUUCAGUGGACAAACCACUCAGAAGAGGAAAACAAAAGACCUUAAAGUGAAAUAUCACUGUGGACAAGCAGACACAUCUGCAACCCAUUGAGGAGCAAAUUGCAUGCAUUACAAGCUACAGACAACAUCAGUGUUCUUCUAAGUGACAAAUAUUACCAAGCCCAUAAGUUAAAGAUUCCAAGAGAAAAAGCAGGAGGAGUUUGGACUUUUUUUUUUUAAGAACGCGUCCAUUUUUUUUAGUUACAACUUGCAUGUGCAGGUACUAAUAACACUCAUUUAUUUAUUUCCUAAAAAUAGCCAACAGAUGUCAUUGAAAAAGAUUUAGAUUAAAACAUACUGUUAUUCAGAAACUGCUUUGAGUGUAAUUUGAAAAUCCCUUCUAACUACUAUCUAAAAUAAUUCUGUUUUUCCAAAGCUGAGGUCAGUUAUCCACAAUUAUGUGUAACAGUAGUAACAUUUUUUAAGAAGUAGUUAAGUGUUAGUACUGUCUUAAGAUGAAUGCAGGGGUUUCACUGCCUCCUCUACUUGGUAAAAGAUGAAGACAUUUUAAAAUGCUCUUCCUGGUGAAGGUAAUUUAAGUAUUAAGGAUCCCUAUGCUUUAUUACUAGUGAGACUUAAAAGCUGUGGAGAUCUUGGGUCCUGCUGAAAUUCUCUAAAGACAUGACUGACACAAAAUGGUUCUUCCUGGUUUCAGUCUCAUGAAUCAAUGUGAUUAUUCAUUUCAUUUUGCUAGUGUUCUACUUGUUUGAAUGUAUUAAUUGAUUGAGUCAGUCUUUUUGCAAUCUCCUUUUAAUUAAAAUAUUUGUCUCCUUAACUGAUCCUACAGUGGGCUCUGUGUCAAUAUUGAUUUCUCUCUUUACCUGUUUCGUAAAGGUUAUUAACAUGUAUGAAGCUGGUGUAGCUUUGUCUAGUUCUAACAUAGUUCACAAACUUCAAGAGUUUGGGGUAAUUCCUGGUGAGCAGUUGGCAAGCCACUUAAUUUGGCAUUCAAAAUUCUUCAUAAAUUUAAUGUUCCCUGAAAGGCACUGUGUGU